CAAUAUAUAACAAUAUUUUCAGGAAUAGAAUUGGAUUAUGGAUACAGUUGUAAGACGUUACCAGUGUGCACGUAUUGUGGGAAGAUAUUCACAAAGACUGGAAAUUUAAACAGACAUAUUCGUAUUCAUACUGGUGAGAGACCUUAUGAGUGUCGCACGUGCGGGAAAAGGUUCUCAGAUCAGAGUUAUGUACGGAAACACACGGAGAAAUUUUGUAGCGGGAGAAAACACAAUGCUACACUAUUUUUAGGUAGAGCAAUAACAAGCCGAGAUGACGGGAACAAUGUUUUCAAACCACCGAAAUCACCGAUAUGUUCUUACUGUGGUAAAGUGUUCAGCGUUAGAAGUAGUCUAUUACGUCAUAUCCGUCUACAUACGGGCGAGAAACCGUACCAAUGUGUCCAUUGCGGUAAAAGAUUCUCUGAUAGAAGUCAUAGAAAUAGACAUUCCAAGACAUAUUGUUUACUGAAGAAAUCUCAAUGA
Molecule: messenger RNA, 483 nt
Organism: Ruditapes philippinarum (Manila clam)
Lineage: Eukaryota; Metazoa; Mollusca; Bivalvia; Venerida; Veneridae
Product: zinc finger protein 561-like
Exons: 2
Biological process (GO): regulation of transcription by RNA polymerase II
Cellular component (GO): PcG protein complex; transcription regulator complex
Molecular function (GO): DNA-binding transcription factor activity, RNA polymerase II-specific; RNA polymerase II cis-regulatory region sequence-specific DNA binding
Source: RefSeq, a predicted model, not a curated record